AUGAGUGUGUUGACUGUGGCUGAGAUAGAUGAUCAAGAUUGGUCUAGUUACUACGCAGAUGACCUGCGAAACCUGCUGGCCCUCGAAUGGUGGCGUCCGUUGUCGGAAUUGAAAACGCCUUCAGAACUUCGGAAGUGUCAAUAUACCAGCGGCACUGCUUCUUCUGAAUUCCACCAACCCAUCACUUCAACACGAAGGUCAGAACUUGGUCUUCAAGACAAGAAAGAUGGGAAGAAAAUCAACAACCCACGUUCGCUAGUAAUUUCUUCAAACCUUGAGGCUUUGUUGGAACACGAAGAGCGCCUACGGGGGAACAUCGCACUCAGCACUCCCCCACCGCCAUACUCUUCAGAUGUUUCCUCUCCGACAAUCGCCUCGCUUCCACCACACACAUCUCCUGGGUUGCCUCCUCCUCCUCGAGGUCCUCGGAAAACGCGACCGCUAACAUUGGGUGUUGCCAAUCCAGGGAGUGCAUCCAUUCAGACCCCUUCACAUAGUUUGCCAGCUCGCGCGGUCGAUGAUAUCGCGCAGACCACUCGAAGCGACCUUCUUACCUCUUCCAUCACCGCCGUCGGUUCGCCGAGUUCGUCAACUUCCAACCCGUACAUCAAUCCUGCGCCAUCAAUGGAAGAUGUCUUGCAGGUAGAUGGCGACCAGUCGUCUACUGCUUCCUCACAACCCCCAUUAUCAACCGUCAAUGCUUUGCCAGAAACACAUGAAGGAGACCGGACGGACACUGUUUCACUGCCAAUGAACUUGGGAUUUCAAAUACUGCCCCGUGAUGAAACGCUAUCAGCAACGUUAACAUCGCCUUCUGAGCGGUUGGCCAUACCUCAACGGCCUCUUGCCCUUCCGCAAUCGCAAUCCAGGACCCUACCCUCGUCGCGUGCUGACAAAUUCCUUACGAUCGGCAAGAGCACAACGAACUUUUUUUCCAAUAAAAACGGUCAACCCUCGAAUAGCCAGCAUCUACCGCUUAGUGAUGCGCCAUUGACGCCAAAUCUUCGAGAUCCAGUAGAAAGUGAGGGUGAGGAGAUGGAUACCGAGGGUGCCAUUGGCAAUUCGCAAAAAACGAGGUCGGUGAAGAAUGCUUGGCAUGAUGGACCCUUACUUUCGCACGGAUCGGUUGCUAGCGAAAACACACAUGAACCCGGAACAUCUAUCAGCAGAGAGGAAGAUCCCCGCAUAAGCAUAUCCAGCACAAUUUAUCCUUCGUCGUCCUAUAACUCGCAUUCACAUUCUCUAUACAACUUUCACGGCACUCACGAACAACUCGCGGAUAUCCCCCCACUAGCAAAUCCAGAAUCCUUUAUCGAAAUCUUUACACCAUCUAAAGCUGAAUUUACAAUCCCUGACCAUAACAUGCUUUCUGCGCCAGAACGACUCUUCGACUCAAACUAUCAAUUUUCUAUCUCAAGCAAACCCCAUUUGGACCAGACUCAUUCACCUAUUCCCAUUCUCCCCAGAGCUCUUUUUAGGUCAAGCAGACCCGGCAAAUCUAGGCAGUCUUCCCCCAAAGGCUCCCCACCUGAACACUCAUUGCAUGGGGAUCCAAUUCUGCCGCCUACCACAAACUUUUUGGAUUUGGCUGAACGUACUGAUCUCAUCAAAAAGUCUCGUAAACUUGCCCGAGUUUUUGGGGAGACUCCAGGAGCGGAAGCCAUGGCACACCAAGAAGCUGGUCGGACUGCAUCAUCUACACGCAUGCCCCAGGCUCGACGUCGAUUCGACGAUCUGGACACACCCAGUUUGCGUCAGAGACGGAUGUCAGAACGUUCUCCCAUUGACCCUCAAUUCCUGACAUCUAGCGGCAGAAGGCAUUCUGCACCUCUUACCCCCGAUGACGUCUCUUUCCUGAGCAUCACCGCAAAGAAGAAUCGCAAUCUCUGCAGACCUGCAUCUCCCUCCAACCAGUCGCUGUUCGAGAACAUGACUCCGGAAGAACAAGCGGAGGAUGAAAGAAGGCGAAAGAGAGAAAGAUUGGCCAAGCUUCAUCGUUUUCUUGGAUCUCGAGUACCCACAGAUCUCGUCCUUGGCUUCUCUGAUCUAGACGCCUCCUUGCCGCCCACGCAGGCUGCGACGGAAUCCGCGAAGGUCGAGGAGGUUACUCGCAAAGCUUGGCUUAGGCGGAGGAGGAGCAGCUCGGUGGUAGCACUCCCUUCAACUUGGUCCGACGAUCUUGAUAGGGUGAAAGAAGAGCUCAACAACAGGGAGAAGGCUAUCAACGUGCGGCGAGCCCAAAAGAUGGAGAAAGUUUUUGGCAUUGCACCACCUCAAACUCUGUAUCAUACUCGUCAUUCUCCCUCUCCUUCCGUCCCAACGACGCCUAUUAUUCACAACGAAGCAUUCUUUGGACACUCGAUUCCUGAAGCAACGACGUCUCAACGAAAUAUCAACCGUUCUUCAUACACGAAAACAGCCAGAAAGAGCAGUCGACCAGGCACCUCUGAGUCAAGUAAGCGACUGUUGCCCAAAGGCCCAGGAUCAUCUGAAUACGAUGAUGUCACUCGCCAAUCUGAUAACUACCCCGGGUCGAACUCGCUGCUGUAUCAACAUUAUCAACACUCGUUACAGUCAUUGAACGACAUUUUAGACCAUGAUGACAGAGCGUCGCUCGUGGAGCUUCACCAGUACUUGAAUGGUGGCGAGUCUGUGGAAAUUACCCUCCAGGACCUCUCAAAGCCCACCGAACGCCGAAUCUCCAACGCAUCCAUUAAGUCCGAACGCCGCCGAUCACUGCCCGCCCGAACUUCCAUGAUCUCGCUUGCGUCUGAGUACAGUAUCACGUCACCCAAACCUGAAGUUACAGACUUUGAGCUGCGUCGGCGAAGAGCAGCAAAGUUGACCCAAUUUUUUGGAGUCGACUACCGAGAGCUCAUCAUGGACGUACUUGACAGCAUUGAAAAUAGUUUAGAGAACGAACGGAAGGGUGGGACAUUGCGCGCCGAGCAGUUAGAGGAUCUGCUCGAAAGGCUCAGGAACCUCAAGGUCAAACCUCACGGCUUUUGAUCUCAUUUGAUUUAGUAACGACUUACUCACCUUGCUCAUUCAUUAAAUUUAUGAAACUAUCAUGUUCUUCAACUGUAUCCUGUACACAUCUAUACCUCCACAUGUAUAAAGAUGACCAAUUUUCUACAAUAUAACUAGGUCCCCUUG
Messenger RNA from Laccaria bicolor S238N-H82, 3156 nucleotides. RefSeq lists its product as uncharacterized. Bases 1 to 3009 code for a protein of 1002 amino acids. The record is from RefSeq and is a predicted model, not a curated record. The transcript is spliced from 8 exons. Lineage: Eukaryota; Fungi; Basidiomycota; Agaricomycetes; Agaricales; Hydnangiaceae.